CUCAAACUCUCUCCAGCUGCCAGAAGAGAACCACCAUGCGGCAGGCACACACCUCGGCAGCCCUCCGGUCUCCUUGCAGGACCCUUUUUGUCAUUCUUCUGGCCAGUGCAGUUCUAGAUGUGAUACGCCCCCAAAUUGUGGAACCACAAUCAAGCAAAAUCAGACCAUCCAUAGAUUUGAGACGUCCCCAAAUUGUGAAACCACAAUCAAGCAGAAUCAAAGCAUCCAUAGGGAAACCACUGGUAAUACCCUGUAAGGCAGACCCAGGAUUCCCUGAUGACUUCACCCUCAUCUAUUGGAUAGUCAACAGGACCUUCAUAGAGACGGCGUACCCAGAUGGGAGGAUCCAACAGUCUGAGGAGAAAAAUUUCAUGAAGGAUGGCAGUGUACUAAUACAGAGGGAUCUAACAUUUAAAGAAGUUGUUCAGGAGGAUUUGAGAGCCAGAUACACCUGUGUAGUGACCAGUGCCACGGGGAUUGACAGGAAUGUCUUCGUCCUGAAGUCAGCAAGUAAACACAAGCCAAGACAGAGCAACGAAAGCAGAAAGAGACGUUCAAAGAAACAGCUUUAAACUCCCAGAAGACUCUGCAUCUCAAAUGAAGUCAAAUUCUAAUCCACAAGGAAUGAUGUCAAAAGAAUUUCUGUAACUUACA
Megalops cyprinoides (Indo-Pacific tarpon) is the source of this 654-nucleotide messenger RNA. Its product is annotated as interleukin-1 receptor type 2-like. The record is from RefSeq and is a predicted model, not a curated record. Bases 36 to 572 code for a protein of 178 amino acids. Gene Ontology annotation, molecular function: interleukin-1, type II, blocking receptor activity. Lineage: Eukaryota; Metazoa; Chordata; Actinopteri; Elopiformes; Megalopidae. The transcript has 8 exons.